CUCCAUACGAAGAGAAACAAAAGAGGCAAGAUGGUGCCGUCGCGUACGCUUGGGCGCGGUUCUUCCGUGGUCUUUUUCUUGGUUGCCAACAUGAUCAGUGGAGGGGAAGGCGUUUUUAAAUUUAAAAAAUUUUUUCUUGACCCUGGCGCUGGCAAGCCUCGCGAUGCUUACUACGCCUUGCCGCCAUUUCUAGAUACGGACGAGUUUGUAAACGGGACUAUAAAUGCGAUCCGUGAAAAGAAAAAC
Messenger RNA from Amoebophrya sp. A25, 246 nucleotides. The record is from the annotation of a GenBank genome assembly. Lineage: Eukaryota; Dinophyceae; Syndiniales; Amoebophryaceae.